AUGGGAUUCGGCUCAUUCGAUCAGAUAUGCAAUAGGACGGCACUUCCUAUAUGCUCGGUAGUGGGAGCAAUCAACCAAACGUCGGUGUUCCAGCGCGGUGUCGUGCCGCAAUGUUAUGCCCGGUCAGUGGAGUUGGCCAACACGAUGAUUUUCCAAAUCGGCAACGCCUUUGUCCAGUUUGGCGGGUUGAUCUUGUUCUUGAUCAUCAUUUUCAACGUGCGUGCCAAGUACACCGCGAUUGGGCGGACCGAGAUGUUGAACUUUAUGUACUUGAUGAUUGGCUUGUUGGUGAGCUCGUUGAUUGUCGAUUGCGGUGUUGCUCCACCCAGUUCGGCAACGUAUGCUUAUUUCGUGGCGUUGCAAAUUGGCGUGGCGCUGAGUUGCUGUAUAUGUUUGCUUUUCAAUGGUAUCUUGUGUUUCCAAUUUUGGGAAGAUGGCACGCGCAAGCUGAUGUGGACGUUGCGUUUCUUAUGCUUUGGCUGGUUCGCCGUCAAUUUCAUCGUGGCGAUCAUCACCUUCAAAUCGUGGAACACGGCUUUGGAUUUCAGGAAAACCACCUUGUUGUUUGUGCUCGCGUACGUUAUCAACGCCCUCAUCUUGGCCGUUUACGUGGUGUCGCAGAUUGUGCUCGUGAUUUUCGCCUUGGACAGCUAUUGGCCGCUAGGUGCCGUGUGUCUCGGGGUCUUUUUCUUUGUCGCGGGCCAAUUGUUGACGUAUGCAUUCAGUGAAGAGAUCUGCCGAGGCGCAAGCCAUUACAUCGACGGCAUCUUUUUCGGCUCCGUGUGCAACAUUUUUGCAGUGAUGAUGAUUUACAAGUAUUGGGAUAUGAUCACCUCGGACGAUUUGGAGUUUAGUGUCGCUAACGUCGAGCAGGUUGUCAAUGAGUUUGGCAAUGGUGCCCCUGGUGGUGCUGGCCCCGCGGGCGUUUACGAUGAGAAAAGGUCAAGCAUGUUCUUUUAA
Lodderomyces beijingensis is the source of this 960-nucleotide messenger RNA. Lineage: Eukaryota; Fungi; Ascomycota; Pichiomycetes; Serinales; Debaryomycetaceae. The record is from the annotation of a GenBank genome assembly.